Messenger RNA from Solenopsis invicta (red fire ant), 4576 nucleotides. Its product is annotated as ras-related protein Rab-37. The record is from RefSeq and is a predicted model, not a curated record. NCBI's taxonomy places the organism in Eukaryota, Metazoa, Arthropoda, Insecta, Hymenoptera, Formicidae. Gene Ontology annotation, molecular function: GTPase activity; GTP binding. The transcript has 9 exons. The coding region runs from base 1751 to 2680 and encodes 309 amino acids. Gene Ontology annotation, cellular component: Golgi apparatus; endosome.
GUAGGAAGGAGUCGUCCCCCCCCCUUCCAGCCCACCUACCCACCCUUCGAUCGCGUAGUCGUGAUCACGCCCGCGGGAUUGACAGUCGUUUGUCUUCAUGUCGUGCGAGAGUGCCCCGAAUCAUGCAUCGAAUUAAGCAUAGAAAGUGCCAAGAAACUGAUAACGAUGUAACCGUAUAAGUUGAACUGUAUUAGACGCGUGGCGUACGUUACGCGAGUCGGUGUGUUGUUACAACAAACCGCGUGAAGGUUAUGGAUCCCGCGCGAGGCGUCGCGUCGCGCCGUGUGAGGUCCCCAUGCGAGAAUCAGUUCGUUUUCGAUCGUCUCAAUAAUAACCACGCAUGGUUAUUAUCACACUCAACGGGAGAUUUCGCGUUCGUCUCUCGUCAAUAACAGAUCGCGUCGCGAAGUGAAUCGUCUUUUGGGUCACGGGCUAGACAGCGAAGUCGUGCGUCAAGUGGUGUGAACCCCGUGUUGUACAUACGGUAGUUGCCUCGUCGCGUCGCGUAAAUAAACAACGAUGCGUCUAAGAACAUUUUCUUUCCUUCCUCGUUGAAGAUGAGUCAACUCGCAAUGAUCGAAAAAGCUUCGGGAACGUCGGGAAAAUAAAGUGACGAGAACGGAGCCGACGGAGCGUCGCAUGUCGUGCGAUUACGAACGCGUUAAUCGAUGCAGGCAAGUGAUUAUGUUUUUUGGAUUGCAAGCUAGGCUGCAUACUCGUGCGUUAAGUGGUGUGAACCCCGUGUGUAACAAUCGUUCCGAUAUCACUUAAAUAACAAUACGGCGCGUCCGCGAAUAUUUUUCAUCUCUUCGUUGAAAGUGAGUCAACUUACAAUGAUUACAGAAGCUUUGAGAAAAUAAAAUAAAGCGUCUUAUUGUACAUUGUCGGCAUGUGUACGUCGCGCUGACCAGUGUUAUCACGGUUAAUCGCAUUUCUUGGACUCUUGAAGGUUAUGGACACCGUCGCGUCGCGUCGAGAAAAUUCUUUGCGCGAAUUCCAUUGUUUUCGAUCGUCUCAACAGUGUAUUAUCGUGUCCGCGGGUUUCGCAUUCGUUUCUUCCAGAGAGUAGAUCGUGAAAUAAAUGAAUGCGUGAGUGACGAAAACGGAGUUGACGGACGGAACCUCGUAUGAUUAUCGAAAUCCGUAGGUAUUCUUUCCUCAUGAAGAUCGAGAUGGCUUGUCGAUUUUUUUAUCUAUCAAUCUCUGUUUCAAUAGCUCGAUCGUCGAAGUCACGUAUUGUCGGUCUACAAAAUAAAUUCUCGAUGCAGGAGUACGGAAACGAAAUCCGACGGUAAUCGCGAUACACAGAUGACAGGUCACGUCACGGAAUUUUUUCACAUCUCGCAUUUGACGUAUAAAAUCACAUAUACGUGUUUUUAAUUAUAUCUCAUUAGAGACGAAACGUGCGCUCGUAAACAUCGAGGGUGCCGAUUAAAACAUCGCGCGAUGAUUGUACUUCGUUAAUUAAUUCGCGAUCGUUAUCGGUCGACUUGUUGUAUCGCGAACGUGCGCGCGCGUACGUAAGCGUAAUGCGCGUGUAGUCGAACGACCAAAAUAGUGAGUGAAGUGUUAGUGGAAUAACGCGACCAAAAAAAACACUGGUAUUUCGACGAGGAGCUGGCUCGGUUGCAGCUGCGGUCGGGAUGGCAACAGCGGCGCAAUGGCUGAGGCAACUUAUGGGUCAGGAAUAGCAGCAACGAUGCAGCGGUCGUUAUCCAAUGAGAGACGGUAUUCUGAUUAGAAGAACACGAUGAGAGGUGGUGCUGGUGAUGAUGGUGGUCCAUCCAUAGUUACUGUUCCCGCUUCGACGUCCCUUAAUCUUAUGCCAACCGAGGAUAGUAUGGACGACGACGUAUUCGAAAUGGACGACGAUCGCUCUUCCACCGUUGUUUCUAGAGGCCUUACACCCGCAACCGUGGAGCGACCCCUCGAAAAGACACCCUCACCUACCGGAUACCGCGAUUACAAGCCACCUGCCGAGGUGCUGAGUAACAACUACAGCACGACUUUUAGAACAACGAGCAACUUCGAUAACGUAAGAAGCACAUUGAAGAAGGACCAAGAAAGAGAAGAUAAUUUUACGCACAAGACAAUCCUCCUCGGCGAUAGUGGAGUCGGCAAGACUUCGUUAUUGGUCCAAUUCGAUACCGGAAGAUUCCAGCCGGGAAACUUCGCGGCCACCGUUGGUAUCGGUUUUACGAACAAAGUUGUCACCGUCGAUGACACGCCGAUCAAGCUGCAGAUAUGGGACACAGCCGGCCAAGAGAGGUUCCGAAGCGUGACGCAUGCUUAUUACCGAGACGCACACGCGCUUUUGCUGCUGUACGACGUGACGAAUAAGACGAGUUACGACAACAUCAGAGCUUGGCUAAGCGAAAUCCGGGAACACGCGAACGAGGAUGUCGUCAUCAUGCUGCUGGGUAACAAGUCCGACUGUGGCACGGAGCGUGUUGUUAAGCGGGAAGACGGCGAGCGAUUAGCGUAUGAGUACAAAGUGCCGUUCAUGGAAACGUCUGCCAAGACUGGCCUCAACGUCGAAUUGGCGUUUCUCGCCGUUGCUCGAGAGCUGAAGGCUAGGAAAAGCGACGGCCCCGAUGGGACAAAAUUCAACGUUCAGGACUACGUGCGCCAGCAAUCGCAGCGAAGCUCCUGCUUCAGCUCCAACUGCCUGUCAACCUGAACUGCUUUCCUUUUUUUAUUUACGUUAAAUUAAGGGGAUACGCGAACCGGAGCCGUGUUGGUCGCGAGGAGAUACGGCGCGAAAUUGCAAUCGCAGACCGGGCAUUCAUUUGAUUUUCGUGUGAGAGAACAUCAGUGUAACAUUCGUUGCGGGACAGUAUGAAUUUUAUACUCGAUUCAUAGAGUAACUUUCCGACUAAACCACAACCACACAGGCAGAUCGAUCCAAGUUCGUCGGGUGAAUCGGAAAUCGGAACCACGAAGAGUGAUCAGUAUGUUCUCGGGAAACGCGGGAGGUAUUAUUUCAUAAAACGUCAUAAACGUUAACGCAAACCGCGUUAUCGAAAGGAUCGAUGAAUACGAAAUCGUUUGCGUUGUUAAAUGAAUUGAGAUCGGAGAGCUGAGUUUUUUUUUAACGUAUAGCAUCGGGAGGAACGCGGAGUUCUCGUUAAACGUAAGCAAACAUGUGUCAAUGGUUACUCGCACACGCUGUAUAUUAAUGUGAAUAGUUCUAAGAGGCUAGAGAGAGUUUCACACGCAGGACACCUAUAGAUAAGGCUUUAGCUUGAUGGUUCUAAUUUCGUGUACGCGCCACAUCCGCGUACAUAUAUAAUGCAUAUAUAUAUAUACAUAUAUAUCGUUAAGUGCUCAAAGCGAUCAUUAAACGAUCGCCGAGCAUAAGUUGUAACGUCGAUUGUCGUACACCGAUUCCGUAAUCGUUCGUUACGUUGUGCUCCAUUAGCGCUCGCUGUUCGCAACAAAGGAGCGCGAAUAAUCUUCGAUUUGCAUACAAUAUGCUUGUUACGAGUUACAGCUCGGCGCGAUUGCGUUUCUCUCGCGGUGCCUGCGUGAGCGAAGACAAAAUAUCAAUGCAAGCUCGGUCGACGUACCAAGUAGUUGCGAAGUAGCGCGUGUCGAAAGAGACAGAGAGAAAGGAGGAAAGAGAGAGAGAGGGAGAGAGAAGUUCCAUCUCGUAGAAAGAGCGUUGAAAAAACAAUUCGCGGCACCGUCGAACGGAGUGGCGCGCGAACACGCUCGAGUUUUCCUGCGAACUUUCCUCCUCUCUUCUUUCGUUCUCUUCUCUCUUCUUCUUGAUAGUCGAUGAGAGUACGUCACAGACUUCCAUACGCAUACUGCAUAAGUAAACUGUUAACUCUGAAAGACGAAAGUGAGACAAACGAGAGAGGAGGGUGGCGGUCAUUUUUAACGAAUCCAAAAUCGUCGUUACCGUCAUCUCAGCAAACUGUAAAAUCUUUUUUUAGAGUAGACGGUGUUUAUACGCCAAUGCUACUUCGCCGUUUCGCCUGCCGAGAACUCGCGACAAAUUGCGAUAUCGCUGGCGAUCUAGAUUCCAUAGAAAUCUGUGAUGUACACGUUUCGCGAAUGUUAUCAAACGCAUAAGCAUGUUUUGUAAUCGAAAAAAACUGAUAUUUAUGUAAUAUUAGAGUUGGGGUAUUGACUAGAGUGAAAAUAGUUAUCCGCAACAUGGAGGAAUGAAGGAAAUUUAUCAGUCGUUAUCGUGUCAGAAUUCUAAGCAAAGUUGAGGACUGCUGUCUGUUGAAGAGUCAAUAAACUUAAUACUGUUCAAUAAAGCGCUAUCAAGAUCGUUACCGCGAUGGACCGUUUAAUCACUCUUGAUUUGUCCAAGCCUUUAUUUUGCGAUAGAAUUAACGGAAGUACCGGACACGCGCGCGAACGUUAAUUUUAUAGCAAACGGAAAAAUCCGGACAGAAUUUGAAGUCGGUUUAGGCAGAAGAUUGACGGAAUAUAUCGCGUAUGUUACAUCCUGAUGUAUAUGACAUGCAAUCUGUCUUACCUGCAGUGUACAAAUGACAAUUUCAUGUAUCAAAUGUAUAUCAGAGAGAAUAUAUGAAAUAAAAGUCGACCAAACCUAUAA